AUGGAAGAAACAACAAUCACUUUUGGGUCUAAGAGGAUUGCAGUUGUAACUGGAGGCAACAAAGGGAUUGGAUUUGAGAUAAGCAGGCAAUUAGGUUCUAACGGAGUUGGGGUGAUAUUAACUGCAAGAGAUGAGAGGAGGGGCACGGAAGCUGUUGAGAAGCUAAAGGCUUCUGGCUUCUCUGAUGUGGUCUUUCAUCAGCUGGAUGUCACUGACCAAACUAGCAUUGCUUCUCUGGCUGAUUUUCUCCAAACUCAGUUUGGAAAGCUUGACAUAUUGGUCAAUAAUGCAGGAGUUAUUGGAUCUUUAUUCCUCACUGAUGACAAAGAGAAGUUGGCAAUUAGGCCUGAGGAUCUUAUAGGUCCCAAUGGUAUCAAGAAUGAAUAUGUAAAGCAAACCUACGAGACAGCAGGGGAUUGCUUCAAAACAAACUACUAUGGAAUUAAGCAGCUCACAAAAGCACUUAUUCCACUUCUUCAAAAAUCCGACUCGGCAAGGGUAGUCAAUGUCUCCUCUGCAUUGGGACAACUAAGGGUUAUUCCAAAUGAGGAAGCCAAGAAGGUGCUAGGAGACGGUGAUAGCCUCACAGAAGAGAAAGUGGACAACUUAGUUGAGGGAUUUUUGGAGGAUGUGAAGCACAAUUUGAUUGAAGCCAAAAGCUGGCCUAUUAAUCAAUCUGCCUACAUUGUAUCCAAAGCAGCUCUGAAUGCUUAUACCAGAGUCUUGGCUAAAAAGUAUCCUAGCAUUGCCAUUAACGCAGUCAGUCCUGGUUUUACCGCCACAGACAUGAACAAUUAUACCGGUAUCCUCACAGCUGAAGAAGCUGCUAAAGGUCCGGUGAAGGCGGCUUUGUUGCCGGAUAUUACAGUUUCUGGCCGCUACUUUGAACAGACUGAAUUGUCAACCUUUGAAUGA
Messenger RNA from Prunus armeniaca (apricot), 915 nucleotides. Lineage: Eukaryota; Viridiplantae; Streptophyta; Magnoliopsida; Rosales; Rosaceae. The record is from the annotation of a GenBank genome assembly.